UGCCGCCGCCCGCGGGUUCUGGGGCCCCGGCAGCGCCGCUCCGAGGCACCGGGGCCGCGCCGGGGGCCGGGGAGCUGCCGAGGGUCACCGAGACGCCGGUUCCCUCGGGCAGCAGCGGCCGAUGUGGGAAAGCUCCGAGUGGCGUUUUGGGCCUGGUGGGCGUCGGGAGCCGGAGGAGGAGGAAGGAGCGGCGAAGAGCCCGGAGCAGCAGCGCGGAGGCUGCGGGAUUGCCUCCGGUACGGCCCGGCCGUGAUCAGGUCUGUGUCCUGCUGGGGUUUAGGACAGAGCAUCACAUCCAGGCCACCUUGUCCCCUCUGUGCUGGUUGCCAGGAUGUGGUGCCAGAGGCUGGCAUGGCUGCUCCGGGGGUGCCAUGGGAGCCCUGGACGUCGCUGGCCACGGCUGCCCCAAGCCCCCAGGCCCAUCCUGGCUGCCCCAGCUCGCUGCCAAACCACGGUCCCAGCGUCCCCGCCCUGCGCCUGGCAGCUGCACCAGGACCAUCUUGAGCUGAGGUACGGGAGCACCGUGAUGCGCCUGGAUUUCGUGUGGCUGCGGGACCACUGCCGCUCUGCCUCCUGCUACAACGCCAAGACCAAGCAGCGCAGCCUGGACACGGCCAGCGUGGACCUGGCCAUCCAGCCCCAGGCUGUGCGGGUGGAUGAGACCACGCUCUUCCUCACCUGGCCGGAUGGACACGUGACACGCUAUGGGCUGGAGUGGCUGGCAAAGAACAGCUACGAGGGGCAGAAGCAGCAGGUGAUGCACCCCCGGAUCCUGUGGAAUGCUGAGAUCUACCAACAAGCCCAGGUGCCCUCCAUCGACUGCCGGCGCUUCCUGGAGACACACGAGGGCCUGAAGGAGUUCCUGCAGAACUUCCUGUGGUAUGGGAUUGCCUUUGUGGAGAAUGUCCCUCCCACCAAAGAGGACACAGAAAUCGUGGCAAAGAGGAUCAGCAUCAUCAGGGAGACCAUUUAUGGCAGGAUGUGGUACUUCACAUCUGACUUCUCCCGGGGAGACACAGCCUACACCAAGCUGGCCCUGGACCGGCACACAGACACCACCUACUUCCAGGAGCCCUGUGGCAUCCAGGUGUUCCACUGCCUGAAGCACGAGGGCACGGGCGGGCGCACGCUGCUGGUGGAUGGGUUCCAUGCAGCUGAGCAGGUGCGGCUGCAGGCCCCAGAGCACUUUGAGCUGCUGGCCAAGGUGCCCCUCAAACACGAGUAUGUGGAGAACGUGGGCGACUGCCACAACCACAUGAUAGCAGUGGGGCCCGUGCUCAACGUCUACCCCUGGAACAACGAGCUUUACCUCAUCAGGUACAACAACUACGACCGUGCCGUGAUUAACACAGUGCCGCACGCCGUGGUGCACAGCUGGUACCACGCCCACCGCGCCCUCACCACCGAGCUGCGCCGGCCCCACAACGAGCUCUGGGUCAAGCUGAAGCCGGGCAAGGCCCUGUUUGUGGAUAACUGGCGUGUCCUGCACGGCCGGGAGGCGUUCACGGGGUACCGGCAGCUCUGUGGCUGUUACCUGACCAGGGAUGACAUGCUGAACACUGCCCGCCUGCUGGGGCUGCAGGCCUAGGCAGCCCUGCAGAGAGCCAGGAGCCCGGAGGCCCACUGCCAGGAGAGCCAGGAGCCCCCAGGCCCACCCUUGGGAGAGCCAGGAGCUGCCCAGUCUCACUGCCAGGAGAGCCAGGAGCCCCGAGGCCCACUGCCAGGAGAGCCAGGCAGCCCUAAUCCCACUUUUGGGAGAGGCAGGAGCCCCUCAGUGCCACCCCAGGAGUACCAGGAGCCCCCAGCCCCCUCACACAGCUGGUGCCUCCCCAGGUACUCCAGGCCCUCUGUGCCAGUGCCUCAACACAACAAUGACACUGCAAUACCUCAGACACCUCCACCUUCUCCAAGCAGCUCAGGGCCUGCUCAGGACAGGACACAGGUGGAAACAAAAGCUUGUGGGAUUGUUUUUGGGUCAUGCUCUGCCUCUGAGCAAAGGCUGUCUGUGCUCCCAGCCAGGGUGGCUCAGGCAUGGUUAAUCCCACCAUGGGAAGUGCUCCUCCAAGCAAGUGCCUUCAGCAUUUGGAAGCUUUGCAUUAUUCCCUGUUUGGCCUUUUUUUGACUGCCAGUUUUAGGGGACUUUUAGCAGAGCAGAAUGGAAAGCUCUGGGAUCUUGUCUUUUAUCACUGAUCCAAGCCAAGCUGCCUGAGAGAGGGCCUAGAGAGAUCCUGGUGUAGUUUGGGCAUUUCUGAGAAGGUUUAGGUUAGAGAAGGAAAAGGGAAACAGCACGAUCUGCAUGUUGGGAAGCAGAGAUGAUGAUGAGGAAUGGAAUUCCCAGUUUUCCUUGACUUGCAGCACUGCCAUGCUGCUGUUCCCUCUGCCUGUUGCACUUGUGUUGAAGGCUCAGCAGCCCCAGGAUUUGUGACAAACUUCCCACUGUGCUCCUCUCCCAUCUUUUCUUAAGGAGUGGUGUUAGGUCAUCAUCACACUCUGAUGCAUGAACCUCACUGUUUGGGUGGAUUUUUUCCCAAAAUUGUCCCACUCUGAAUGUAACUCUGAGAUGCCUUUCCUGUGGCACACUGAAAGGCCACAGGGUCAGGAACAAAAGCAAAUCCUGCUGUUACAGAAUUUUUCUUUCUGCCAUAUCUUUUAGGCUGUUACAGAAUUUUUCUUUCUGCCACAUCUCUUGGGCUGUUACAGAAUUUUCCAUUCUGCCCUAUCUCUUGGGUGCUCUGAGCAGGCCUUAGGGCAGGGCUGGGCCCUUUCCCCCCUGGCUGUGCUGUGUGAGCUGCUCUGUGUCCUCAGGGCGGUGCAAGUGCACAGCUGCUCAACUUGCUGCCCUUGUUUAAUCUGAAUGUAGAGAUCGUGGUGCCAGGACACUCCUGAAAUCUCCUGAAAUCAGAUUUUUGUGAGAUCUGCCCUUGCUGGGGGCUCAGCUCCCUGAUGCUCCCAGUCCUGGGGUUCCCUUCCCAGUGCUUCCCAUCCCUCUGAGCCCCUGGGAGUCAGCAGGGCUCAAAGGGAUUUCUGAGCCCAGCUGGGCAGCUGGUGCCAGGUGAGCUGCCCUCUAGUCAGGCACAGCUCAAAUGGCAGCCUUGCAGCCCAGCAGGAGCCAGUUUUAAAAUUCAGCAGGAAAAUUAAACCCCCUCCAGCCAACCUCUUUCCAUAGUGGAAGAAAAACACUGGGAGAGAUUCUGGAUUGGAGUCACAAUUUACUGAAGAAAUCGCAAUAAUCACGAUGAAGUUAAUAAAAGAUUGUACAAAAAGAGAAUG
This is a messenger RNA of Catharus ustulatus (Swainson's thrush), 3270 nucleotides long. RefSeq names its product trimethyllysine hydroxylase, epsilon (gene TMLHE). The coding region runs from base 332 to 1588 and encodes 418 amino acids. The transcript is spliced from 9 exons. The record is from RefSeq and is a predicted model, not a curated record. Gene Ontology annotation, biological process: carnitine biosynthetic process. NCBI's taxonomy places the organism in Eukaryota, Metazoa, Chordata, Aves, Passeriformes, Turdidae. Gene Ontology annotation, cellular component: mitochondrion. Gene Ontology annotation, molecular function: trimethyllysine dioxygenase activity; iron ion binding.